Messenger RNA from Magallana angulata, 614 nucleotides. Its product is annotated as recQ-mediated genome instability protein 2-like. Bases 46 to 492 code for a protein of 148 amino acids. Lineage: Eukaryota; Metazoa; Mollusca; Bivalvia; Ostreida; Ostreidae. The record is from RefSeq and is a predicted model, not a curated record. Gene Ontology annotation, cellular component: nuclear speck; cytosol. The transcript has 3 exons. Gene Ontology annotation, biological process: regulation of sister chromatid segregation; DNA repair; maintenance of rDNA.
AUCGAAGUUACCUUCAAGUUGGAAAAAAAAGGCGGCAAAAUUGACAUGAUGGCAUCUAUUCUUGAUUAUCCGGCAAGAAAAGUCUUUGUUAAAGAUUUGACAAAAUGUGUUCGUUUACAGACCCAAGGGAUCGAGAACGGUGGAAAAAAGAAACAGAGAGAAUGGAAGAUCGAGUGUAAUGGAGUUGAAUUCAUCGCCACGGUGGUGUGGAUGCAAGGACUUGUCACAGAGAUAAACAAGGAGGAGGGUUUCAUGAUUCUGGAUGACAGUACAGGCAGAGUAAAGGUGGCUGGAUACAACAAUAUCCCCUUUAUAUCACUGUCACUGGCAACAGGACAGUAUGUAAUGGUCAUUGCCUCGGUAUCCCGCUGUGGAGAUCUUCCUGUGGUUAAUGCAUUAAAACUCCAGAGCCUGACACAAGUGGAGAAUGCCGAGAGAUCAUGGUCCCUGGAAGUCAUGGACCAAAUUCUCCAUCUCAGUGCACUAGGCUAAUUCUUCAAGUGAUAUGAUAAUUUUUGUGUAAAUGACCAUAAAAUGAUUGAAUUAUCAUUGGAGAGCAAAAAAAUCAAUAAAUAUUGUCAUUAUUAUUAUAAAAUUUAUGAAACUAUGUUCAA